Nematocida parisii ERTm1 is the source of this 1186-nucleotide messenger RNA. RefSeq lists its product as uncharacterized. Bases 1 to 1134 code for a protein of 377 amino acids. The transcript has a single exon. The record is from RefSeq and is a predicted model, not a curated record. NCBI's taxonomy places the organism in Eukaryota, Fungi, Microsporidia. Gene Ontology annotation, molecular function: zinc ion binding.
AUGUGGUCAGAGGGUACUAUAAAUGACAGAAAUUUGCAUGAGCCUCCUGAAACUGUCACAGGGACAUAUUUAAUAUCUGACAAAGACUUUCCUUAUGACAUUGACAAAAUACAGUUUAGAUAUAGCUACCGAAAGGACACAAUAAGCAUUUUAAACAUAAACAACAGAGCAAUUGAAUUGAAUGUUUCGGUUGGCUAUAUCCGACUAAGAGACAGAAUGACAUACAAAGAGUAUGCAGAGAUGGUUUUCCAGCAAAUAGAAAGUAUUCUUUCUGGCAAGCCUGUUGUGGAGUUGGAAAUAUCUCGAAAAGAAAAAGUAAUUGAGCCUUUAGAUCUAGCAGACACUCCUAUUAGGGAAGGGAAUUAUAUUUCAUUUGAGUAUACAGCCAAGCACAUCCUGGCGUUCAAGGCAAAUAUGGUCUGUCUUUCUAUAUUCUGCAAGAGGUGCAGCACUUUAAAUAUAAAAACAAUAGGCGGGGAUGGACUGGAUAUAAAGAAAAAUACCAAAACACGAUUUAACUGUAUUAAAUGCACAGUUCAGAUGAGCAUUGAUAGCACUUUUCAUUUAAUUCUGCCUAGCGGUGAGAACAGUAAGAAUUUAAUGCGCAUAGAGUGCACUGGUAUAUAUAAUGUAUCCAUACGGGCCCUUUCGGUAAACUGCGUAUGCAGUGAGUGCAGCACAGCCCAUCUGAUCGAGCUAAACAAGAAACUGCCCUGUGGCUGUGGAUGCUUACUAGAAAUCGCACAGGACAAAUCAAUGCCAUUUAAAGAAGUGAUCUGCCGUGCUGCAUCCACAGCCAAAAUGCCUGCAAAAGGCGAUGUUCCGUCUCUUUUAAAAACUGGAGGAACCUGUGCGCACUAUAAAAAAUCAAGUAGAAUAUUCAUAUUUCCGUGCUGCAAUACAAGGUAUGCGUGCGAUAUAUGCCACAACAAACAUGAGUCACACCCAGCAGUACUUGCUACACGGAUGAUAUGCGGCAAGUGUGGAAUUGAAGGUCCAGUUAGUCCGGUGUGCGGAAGCAGUGUGUGCAAAGCAUCCCUUACAGGAAAAUCCUCUGCAUUCUGGGAGGGGGGCAAAGGCUCUCGAAAUAAAGUAACAAUGUCUAGAAAAGACUCUAAAAAAUACUCCAGGUAGGGCAAAAUCGCCCUAUUCUAUAUAUUUACAUCCUUUCCCAGGAGAACUAGCU